This is a messenger RNA of Ceratosolen solmsi marchali, 2220 nucleotides long. RefSeq names its product SH3 domain-binding protein 5 homolog. Gene Ontology annotation, molecular function: protein kinase inhibitor activity. Gene Ontology annotation, biological process: intracellular signal transduction. The record is from RefSeq and is a predicted model, not a curated record. The coding region runs from base 259 to 2169 and encodes 636 amino acids. Gene Ontology annotation, cellular component: cytoplasm. Lineage: Eukaryota; Metazoa; Arthropoda; Insecta; Hymenoptera; Agaonidae. The transcript has 7 exons.
CAUCAGCAUCUCUAUGCGCCUUCUCACAUAUACAUGGGACGACGUAUUCUCGCUCAACCACACAAGUAAGCCACAUCAAAAUGGAGUCGACUCAUCUUCAUCUAGUGCGUCGCUUACUUUCUAUGUGAGGCUCCGAGAGUACCAUAAUGUUUAUGUUAAGACUCUAUUCCACUCGGUUACAACUGCUGAAUUAAAGUGAAACAAUGUCGCGAGCCUUGCCGUGUGAUCGACGUAAUUAGAUGUCGCAGAAAACGAAGUAUGAACAUCGUGGACGACGCCGAUGGGCCCCUGGAUCCCCGCAUUCAGAUCGAAUUGGAAAAUUUGAACAAUGCAACAGAUGAUAUAAACAAACUUGAAAUUGAAUUAGACGAAGCUAAUACUACUUAUGGUCAGUUACUCUCUGAAUCUACAAGUCGGUUAAAAGAAUUAAUGAAUAAAUUAGGAAGUGCUUGCAUUGAUAAAGCAAGAUGUUACUUUGAAGCAUGUGAAGUUGCACAUCAAGCUAGGUUGAAGUGUCAGCAGCAAGCACAGCUUUAUCAAAGAGCCAAUGUUGUACAUGCGGCAGCAAAGGAAACUGUUGCAUUAGCCGAAGCUCGUUUUAUGUCCCAUCAACACGAAUGGAACUUUGAUCAAGCAUGGCAGGAUAUGUUAAAUCAUGCAACGUUCAAGGUUAUGGAGGCAGAAAAUCAGAAAGCAGAAUGCGCUCGAGAACAUCACAAAAGAACAGUACUGUUUCACGAAGCAGAAAAAAAAGUACAGCAAUUAGAAGAAAAAUACCGUAGAUCAAUAAUCAAGGCACAACCAUAUUUUGAUUUAAAAUCUCAAUGCGACCAAAAACUAUCCAUACAAAAAGAAGUUGUCGAUUGUUUAAAGAAAGCAGUUAAGGAUGUAAAGUGUUCUUAUGCAUCAAGUCUUCAUGCCUUGGAAGAGAUUAGCAAUCAAAUUCAUGAAAAAAGAAGAGAUUAUGAUAUUGUAGUUAAUGGCCCACGAGAGCCUGGGGUUGGAGCAGAGCUAAUCACUCCGGAGGAAAGUUUAAAUUACGAAGAAGAACUCAAUAAAAUUAGAGUUAGUAGAGUAAAUUCAAUAGCGAGUAGCGAACAAGACGCUGAUGAUAGGAAUCAAGAUUUUGAAGAUAUUCAAGAUUUAAAGCAAAGAGUAGAUCAUUUGAAUGUAAGGUCUGUAGAUGGCAGCGAGUCAACUUCUACUCAAUGGGAAUUAGAAUUGCAGGCCAGUAUGGAGAAAUUAAAAAACUUGCCAUUUAGAGUCUCUGAAAGUGAUAAAACUGAUAGUGUAAAUAAAUGCGAUUUAAAAACCGUUGAAGUCACAAAGUAUACUAAAAGUAAUGAUAAUUUAGGAUCUAAUGAAAAAUUUGUAAAAAACGAUCGUCGAAAACAAUUUGACGAUAUUUAUCAGGGAUGGCAAUCUUUAACUCAGAGUCCUAUUAAUUCUAUAAUAAAUAAAUCGAAGAUUGCUUUCAAAAAUAGUAUCUCUAAAUCCCUGAGUAACAGUCCUGUCAACAUUGGAGCUUUUUCAUUUGGAAAAUCCAAAACUUUAAAUAUUCAAACUACAGCUGUAAGUAGUCAAUGUCAUACUGAUACUGCAAACAAAAUGUUACAACAACAUAAAGAAACUUUUAAUCUAAAUAAUAAAGACAGUGAAAUUGAAAAACAGUUUGAGGCCAGUAAUAAUGAUAAUCAAAAAGACUCUGUAAAUAAGGAACACUGCGAAAUACCUGAUAAAAAUUAUGAAUUAUCUACGCUAAUGGAAUCUCAAAAAAAAACAUCUCAAUUGUCUAUUAAUGAUACUCAAGUACAAAACAUAUCUAAAACUACUCAUAGUUUAGAUUCUACUCCUGUAAAAGUUAAGUCUUUAUCGUCGUCGACAUUUACAAAUUCAUUAAGUAACGAUUUAAAUCAUAGGAUUAAAUGUAUUCAAAAUGAUGUACAAUCAGAUUAUUCAUCAUCCAAAGCUAAGGAACUGCCAUUACUUUCAUUUUUUCAAAAAUCAUCCGUUUUGAAGUCGACGAAAGAUAAAAGUUGUAGUAUGAUCAAUCUUAAUGAAAAACAAAAUUUAAAAGCUCUUCUCGAUCAUUCUAAUUUAGGCAAUAUACAAGCAAUUAGCAUUGAAAAAUUAGCAAAUGCACGACAUAAAUUGGUUGGAGAUAGUUAAAUGUAAUUCGAUAUUUUUGAAAACAUAGGUGUUACAAUUGUGAUAUAAAUA